AUCGUGGCUGCGCCCGACACACUCCCUACUGCAAAAGCUCAGUAAACCUCUGUUCAUCGAUGUCGAUGUACGUUCGUUCCCGCAAGUUCUGUUGCUUUCUGCCGGUCAGAUUGGGAGUCUUUGUUCUGUCGCUCAUUGCCAUGCUGGGUGGCUCCUUCAUUGCUGCGAUUGGGUGGAUUCAAGUAUCACAAUUGUCCCAACAUCCUCUUGAACGGAAUGAUGAAAUUGCUCUGUACGUCCACUGCGGCGUCUUCACCUUCCUGGGGGUUCUUGGUGCUCUUGGCUUCAUCGGCUCGCUAGUCAAGUCAAAGGGACUAGUUAUGACUUUUGGGGUCGGGGUUGCCAUUCAUCUCGCCUUCAGCAUUGCAGCUGGUGUCUUCAACUUGUACACCAUGUUCCAUGAGAACUCGGCCGACGCAAUCACCAAGUGUCUCAAUGGUGCAACGGACGACACCACGCGCCAAGUCUGCAAUAAUGGAAUCGCGAUCGUCAAGGGCGUCGCUGUAGCCAUCUACAUUAUUUCGUGGCUGGUUGAGCUUUAUGCAUACUUCAUUGUCGAGCGGUACAUCGAGCAACUUGAUGAAGAAGAGGAUGCAAAGCGUAUUCCUGUUAUGCCCCAAAUCAGCAACCCUCAGAUGAUAUCAGCACCUGAUUAUCUCCACUUCCGUGAACCCAGGCCAGAGAUGGGGUAUGCGUUCACGCAGCCAAGACAAGCGUAUGGCGUGUCUCGCGGUCAAGACGCGGGCAACAUGGCGUAGAACUUGUCCUAAUAUGCACAGAACUCGUUGGUAAUGAUCCUUCCUGCCUGGAGCAGGUAGUAUGCGUAGUUGAGAGGCUACGUACCAUAGUUAUAAUGAUAAAGCACAAUUUGGAAUUGGCAUCAUUGAAUUUUU
This is a messenger RNA of Laccaria bicolor S238N-H82, 893 nucleotides long. RefSeq lists its product as uncharacterized. The transcript has 5 exons. NCBI's taxonomy places the organism in Eukaryota, Fungi, Basidiomycota, Agaricomycetes, Agaricales, Hydnangiaceae. The coding region runs from base 60 to 758 and encodes 232 amino acids. The record is from RefSeq and is a predicted model, not a curated record.